CAAGUGACGCGCGCCGCGGCCGCACGCCCCGUCGCGAUCGCUCCCGAAAAACACGCGAGUUCAAGUAAUGUGAAAUAAGUGAAUACUUGUGAAAGAUAAUAAAGUUCUGAAUAAUGUGACAUAUGUACAGUGCAGUGAAAUAUAGUUAUUAACAAUGCUGUUGUUAUUAAUUGGCAUGUUUAUUGCCCGCAGUGUAUCGCACACGAUCACAUCACUAGAGGUGCCUCUAUGGGCAGACCCGAGGCGCGAGGCCGAGCUCCGAUGCCAGUACAUGAGGCAACAGCACGAGCCGCCGCUGCACUCCGUCAAGUGGUACCGAGAUAUGCACGAGAUCUUCCGAUACACGCCACAGGAGCUAGAAACGCGAGCAUUCAACAGCACGGAGAUAUCAGUGACGAACAGCUCCUGUGACCCCGAGGCGUGUGUGAUCACGGUCAGGCCGGAGCGAGGGACUGCGAAGUACACGUGUGAAGUCUCCAGCGAGGGACCUCGGUUCGCGGUAGAUAAGCGAUCCGCUAAUAUGACACUGGCUGUGAUGCCAGAAUACGACCCCCUGAUCACGGGUCUACCCACACUGGUGCAGGUGGGAGAGCAGGCGCUCGUCAACUGCACGUCAGACUACUCCCUACCGGCUGCAACCAUCGACUGGUUUGUGGAUUCAGAACCGCAGGAGGAUCCGCUAAUAACCCCAGACACGGUGGUCUCGGGUGCCGACGGUGACGGGCUCCGUGCAUCAUGGCGGACUCUCCACGUGUACCCAGACGACUACCCGACGCACCGCGGGUACCUCGCUCUGCGCUGUCGGGCGACGAUACCGACGCGACCGCCGCACGUGCGCAGCAUGUCGGUGCGCCUGUAUGUGGCGGCGAGGCCCCAUAUAUCUUCGUAUAUGUUUAGUAAAAAUAAUGCAGUGCCCAGCAGUAGUUCCCGGCUGCGCGCGCGCAUAGAGACAGCGGUAUGGACGUUAUUACUGUUAGUGAGAAGACAAGUGCCUUCGCUAGUUAAGUGACACUAGUGUGUGUGACAUACGGACAAGUGAGCUGUGAGUGUUAUGUUUUUAGUUGCCCAGUUAUACGUGUCUGUGUUGGUCGUGGUUAGAACAUGAUUUU
Molecule: messenger RNA, 1109 nt
Organism: Helicoverpa armigera (cotton bollworm)
Lineage: Eukaryota; Metazoa; Arthropoda; Insecta; Lepidoptera; Noctuidae
Exons: 6
Coding region: 155-1009 (284 amino acids)
Source: RefSeq, a predicted model, not a curated record